AUGGCAAAGCAAACAUUCAUCUACUGUUCCCUAUUAGCCAUCGUCAUCUUCUGGGCUCCCUUUUCUUCAGCUCAGAAGAAAACCCUAACCGUUGAGCUAAUCCACCGUGACUCUCCUCGUUCUCCCCUCUACAACCCUCUCCACACUGUCUCCGACCGUCUCAACGCCGCUUUCCUCCACUCAAUCUCCCGUUCCCGCUAUUUCUCAACAAAAACCGAUAUCCAAUCUGGUUUAAUCGGAAACAGCGGCGACUACUACAUGACCAUCUCAAUCGGUACUCCAGCGACUAAAGUCCUUGCCGUCGUCGACACAGGAAGCGAUCUGACUUGGAUCCAAUGCAAACCGUGCCAGCAGUGUUACAAACAAAACGGUCCAAUCUUCGACAAGAGCCAGUCUUCGACAUACAAAACCGAAUCAUGCAAUUCUACAGCUUGCCACGGGUUAUCCAAAGACAACAAAGGAUGCGACGAAUCGAGAAACAUAUGCAAAUACCAAUACUAUUAUGGAGACAAUUCGUUUUCCAAAGGAGAAGUUGCAACCGAAACAUUAACCAUUGAUUCUUCCUCUGCCUCCCAUGUUUCUUUUCCUAGUACAGUCAUUGGUUGCGGUUACAAUAACGUUGGUACGUUCACAGAAACCGGAUCUGGAAUCGUCGGCCUCGGAGGCGGUCCGUUAUCUUUAAUUUCGCAGGUCGGCUCUUCAAUAGGAAAGAAAUUUUCGUAUUGCUUGUCACACACGUCAUCUACAUCAAAUGAAACAAGCUUCCUAAACCUAGGAACUAACUCGAUACCUUCUAUCCCAAGAAAUGGUUCCGUUGUGCUCACUACGCCGUUAGUCACAAAAGCCCCAAACACUUACUAUUACGUUACUCUCGAAGCAAUCACCAUUGGCAACACUAAGCUUCCGUACACAGGAGGAGGAGGAUACGGUUUAUACGAUGUUGGGGAAUCAAAGACAACAAUCCCUGGGAACAUCAUAAUUGAUUCUGGAACUACAUUUACGUUUCUUGAAUCCGGAUUUUAUGGUCGUGUUGUUGCAGCGGUGGAAAAAUCGGUGAUCAGAGGUAAGCGCGUAAGUGAUCCACAAGGGCUUUUACCUCACUGUUUCGAAGACAAAGCGAUCAGUUUGCCGGAGAUAACAAUGCAUUUCACGGGAGCUGACGUGAAGCUGAGCCGGAUCAAUGCAUUCUUAAAAAUGAGUGAAGAUACGGUGUGCUUGAGUAUGCUUCCGGAAACUGGGAUCUCUAUCUACGGGAAUUUGAUUCAGUUGGGUUUUCUUGUCGGGUAUGACUUGGAGGCGAAAACGGUGUCAUUUCAGCACUUCGAUUGCGCUAGUCAUUUGUGA
Thlaspi arvense is the source of this 1344-nucleotide messenger RNA. NCBI's taxonomy places the organism in Eukaryota, Viridiplantae, Streptophyta, Magnoliopsida, Brassicales, Brassicaceae. The record is from the annotation of a GenBank genome assembly.